UGAAUGCAUAUUACGAUUGAUGAACAAAGCAAGAUGAUGCCUUCAUUAAUUGCAGUUAAAAAUACGAAUAUGCUAUAAUAUAUUAUUGCUACCAUGCGAGUAUUCUCUCGGGUUUUCACAUUGAAUGAAAAGCAGUAAGUGGUAAAACCACUUACCAAAUGCCAUCCAUUGCUAUUCCAAAUGCUAUCGUUCUCAUUUUGUGAUCUAGAUGAUGGAGUUGUAUCAUAAUAUCAAUAUAGUUGCAAACUCAACGAGGGGAAAUCGUCAUAAACUGUUUGUGAUAAUAUCCCUUACUUAUCAUUACAUGCUCAACCAGGAGUCCUGGUUUCAAAUAAACUAUUUUCUAGCUGAUGAUUUUUCAUUCAAUUAGUUACUUCCGGAAAUUUAUAUUCAGUAUUAUUCAAUAAAAAAUGAUAAUUAUUAUUAUAAUAGCUUCAUUGUUUGCUAGAAAUCCAUAUAGUGAAGUUAUCACUAUAUAGCCUAUCUGAUUAUCAGAUUAAUCUUCAGCACGAAACUUCAGUACGUAGGUUUAGAUUGAUAAUGCUUUUUAUAGUACUUCUACGUAAUAUUAUGAGAGUGAGAAUUUUAUUUUAGGUAUUUUUUUACGUUUCUAAUUCGUGUGUUGAUUGUAAACGCACUUCCAAGAAGAGGGAGAGUAUAAUUUUAAGGCAUUUGUUUACGUAUUUGAAGCUAUUGGGUGGUGAUGUUCAAUUGACGCUACCUUCAACACAUUGUACGUUCAUAUUAUUUUAAAUGCAAUGGUCCCUUGGGAUUUGAUAUCGCUGAAUAUGUGGGAGUUGCAGAAAUCAGUUUAAUAUCGUCAAUUGAUAUCGAGUAUCCUCUUACGUGAAGAGCUGACGUAGACAUAUUUACCUGAAUGAUAGAUUAGGGUGGAGAAUUAUCACUGUUACUACCCACUGAUUGCAGAACUCCUACAAUGAUUAAUUUGUUUGAAAUAUAAUUAAUAUGCAUGAAACCGUGGAUAAACGUUCUCGAAUUUUCAUAUUUAAAUGGAAACGACCGCGAGUAGUCCACCAGUCUAUCACCUCGCCGUUAACCCUACGAUACUCCGCUAAUUUCGAACAAGUUCACAAUGCUCAACUCUGCCAGUUCUGUAAUUUUUCUGUUGGUUGUUGGGCCAGUGGCUGUACUUAGCCUCCCGAACGGAAUCUUCUCAAGCAUUUCUGCGUCAACCGCUCCUCCAAGAUAUCACAUGAAAGAUCUUAGCGGCAACAAUACCAACUGCCCCUUUACCGUAAACAUAACAAAAACUGGAGGCGAACCACAGUUUAUAACUGAAUACAGAUGUAAAACUCCAUCUACCAGCAGUGAUUCUGGAUUCAGUGAAAAGGGACAAUGUGUCCAAGGCACCGUCAAAAUCAUGGUCAAGAUGCCAAAUAUCCCCGAACCUCAACCAAUGAAUUUUAGCUCUGGAUGCUUCUUCUACAUCAAAAAAGGAACUGUGCCAAACUCUGCAACCAGGCCUUUACAGAAAAAGUUGAAAUUCCCAAAUUAAUAGUUCUCUGUGAUAACAGGACAGAUUUCAAAUUAUGGAAGAGGACAUUUUUGAAGGUCGGUCAUCCAUAAAGAUAGUAUAGGAUACUACUUACUAGCCUUGGGUCUUCCUAUUUUUAGCUUAGGCUAUUUAUUUUUAUCUCAAUUCGAAAGUUCAAAUCUACGAUUUGACGAUUCAAAUUGACAAUUGAAUUGACGAUUUUCUGCCAUAAUAACUCAGAUUGCAGAUUGAGAAACAACUCUAAGAGAUGAAAAUUUUGUAGAGCGAUCAUUCUUGGGAACAUUUUGAACAUUAUGUUGCGCAUAUCUGCUCUCAAUCGAUACAAAAUAUAAAAAUAAAUUUAAUAUAAAAAUUUUCAUAAUUUGAAUAAUCAAGCAACAAUUUCCAUAAAAACUAUUGUAAUAACUACUAGUAACAACUUCUAGUUGUUGUAUUACUAUUACUAGUUACUGAUUUUGAUAAAGCAUUGCAGCUCUCCAACUGUUUUUUUUCUAUAUAUUAAUAUUCCAAUGUAUAGAGCAAGUCUUCCAAUAUUUCGAAGAGUUCUAAACAUGUUUUUUUUUAGAUCGAAAAUUAAUAUUACCUACUUAGCCCAGAACAUUUUCGAUAUAUAUAAGACUGUUCAAAUCAUCUCUAAUAGAGCUAUGUGAAUGGACACUUGCCUAAUUGAUUAUCUAGAAUGACAGACCUUCAACAAUUUCUGUUUUCAACUAUAUUCGAAAACCAGAACAACUGUCUAUCUUCAUAUCUAGAAUCUGUUCUUGAUAAGGUUAUGAUUUCCAAAGAUUUAUUAAGUUAUCCAUUUAGGAUAUUAGGUUUUGUAUGAAGUUAUAUUCCAGUUUCUACAUGAACGAUUCUUGAGAACUCUCUUAUUUGAGCAUGAUUCGGAUUUCAAGUAGCUAGAAACGUAAUGAUUGGCUCCUGUGAUUUUUGUUUCUAGCAACCAAAGCGUGUAGGGUUAAGAAAUCUUGAGAUCGUUUAGAAAUGCUGAGUUCCUGAGUUCAUGAAACUUCCAACGGCGAUCUUUAUAGAGUAGCCUAGAUGUGUUUUGACUGUGUCGGGUUCGAUUCUCGAUUCAGUCCGGCAAUUUUGUAUCAUCUUUUACGUAAUCAUCCACUCAGAAACUCGCAUUAUUUUGAGAACCCUUGGAAA
Nilaparvata lugens (brown planthopper) is the source of this 2668-nucleotide messenger RNA. RefSeq lists its product as uncharacterized. The transcript is spliced from 2 exons. Bases 1094 to 1516 code for a protein of 140 amino acids. The record is from RefSeq and is a predicted model, not a curated record. NCBI's taxonomy places the organism in Eukaryota, Metazoa, Arthropoda, Insecta, Hemiptera, Delphacidae.